Lachancea nothofagi CBS 11611 is the source of this 1701-nucleotide messenger RNA. NCBI's taxonomy places the organism in Eukaryota, Fungi, Ascomycota, Saccharomycetes, Saccharomycetales, Saccharomycetaceae. The record is from the annotation of a GenBank genome assembly.
AUGUCGCAGCGAAAGUUACAACAGGAUAUUGAUAAGCUCCUUAAGAAAGUUAAAGAAGGUCUGCAAGAUUUUGAAGAUGUUUACGAUAAAUUUCAAAAUACAGAUGCAUCCAACACCUCCUACCGGGAGAAGCUGGAGAGCGAUCUUAAGCGGGAAAUCAAGAAGCUACAAAAGCACAGGGAUCAGAUCAAAACGUGGCUAAGCAAAGAAGACGUCAAGGAGAAACAACAAGUUUUGAUGGAGAAUCGCAGGCUGAUAGAGUCUGGCAUGGAGCGAUUCAAAUCGGUGGAGAAGUUAAUGAAAACCAAACAGUUCUCCACUGAGGCGCUCACGAACCCAGAUAUUAUCAAAGAUCCUCGGGAGUUAAAGAAAAGAGACCAGUUUUUGUUCGUCCAGGACUGUUUGGAGGAACUGCAAAAACAACUCGAGUCAUUUGAAGCACAGGAGGAUGAGCAUCAAUGCGAAAGGCACGUUUUCCAUAUCACCAACCUGGAGAAUAUUCUUAAGCAGUUGCAAAAUAACGAGCUCGAGCCUGACACAGUUGAGGAAUAUCAAGAGGAUAUUCAAUAUUACGUGGAAAACAAUGACGAUCCGGAUUUUAUCGAAUACGACACAAUCUAUGAAGACAUCGGGUGCGAGAUACAGCCUGGCGAGGAAAGUAAGGACGUUGAUACGCCUUCAAAAGCAGCUAGGCCCGCCAAAGCGGAGAGGUCACCAAAAAAAAGAGACUCGUCCGUUGAGAUCGCACCCAUGUCCUCCUCGAGUUCAGCUGCAGAGAAAGAUAAAAGCAGAAGUUUGACGGCGUCGCCAAACGUUUCAUUCUCCAAUCUAGCGUUUUCGCCUGGGAAAAAAGACGCUCUUCAGCAAUCGCAGCUUGCUGACAGGAGCGCUACUCCUAUUCAGAAUCAAACAACCCAAAGUCAAAUGCAAACACCAAAUCAAGCUCAAACACCAAAUCCAGCUCAAUUACCAAAUCCAACUCAAACGCAAAAUCAUACGCAAGCCCAACCACAGACUCAAAAUCGAAGUCAAGCGCAGACAGCGACAGUCGAAGCUCCUAAAGAUAUCUCGAAGCAAAUUGAAGAACUUUUAGCACAGGACAGAGCUCAGAACGCUGCAUUCCAAAAUCCUCUCUUCCAUCCUGGUCUUGACCAUUGGCUCCAAACUAAACGCACAUUGCUGCAACCUCACGAAACAAUGCCGGCAGAAAUGGCCUCUCAACUCGAGUCCUCACUACUGAAUUGUCCAGACUCACUCGAUGCUGAUACUCCACAUUUGCAUCACAAUACACUUUCAUUACCGCAUCCCACGUCCAUAUUUUUCCCUAAUGAGACUACUAGGCUUGUAUCAAAUGAUCCGGUAGAUCAAACCAGGAUUCAUCCUAAGCAUAAUGAUAUCUAUUCCAGGACUUCUUUGGGACGCAUUAUGUCAAAAUUCGAUCUGGACGCUUUAUUUUUCAUUUUUUACCAUUACCAGGGAUCUUACGAACAGUUUCUGGCAGCUCGUGAGCUUACAAUUAGAGGCUGGCAAUUUAACAAAAUUAAUCGUUGUUGGUUUUACAAAGAAGUAGAAAAACUCCCUCCUGGUAUGGAGCAAUCUGAGGAAAUUUCCUGGAGGUAUUUUGAUUAUCAAAAAUCGUGGCUCGCAAGACGUUGCGGCGCAGAAUUUGUUUACCGAGAGGAAGAAUUUGAAAGGAUAUAA